GCGUGGGUCAACUCGCUGCGGGCGGCCCAAGCUCUGUUUUUUCCGCUGCUGGCGUCGGCGCCAAAGCGGGAAGGUCCGAUGCUCAAGCUGAGCGGGACUCGGGCGGCCGGGCUGUUUUUCGAGCCAAGAUGGGCGACGCUAGCCACGGGCCGGCUAUUCUACUUUGCCAACGUGGAUGACGUAACGCCGCGCGGCUCGGUGGGACUGGACGGCGCCGAAGUCUUCUAUCUCGGGGCGUACGCGCCCGAGCUGGGCGAUCCGCUCGAGUACGCGGCUGCGCUCGAGGCUCGCGGCAAGGCACUGUGGUCGUCGCCGUCGUUGGCCAUCGCCGAGGCGCACAUUGUUGAGCACUGCUUUUUGGUAGUGUCGGCUGACGGCAAUGUGGUCCUUGCUGCCGCCUCGGAGGACGAGGCCUUUGACUGGAUGCGCGACCUGACCCACUCGCGCGACAUCCUCGAGGAGGCCCUGCGGCCGACGGCGUCUCACAAGGCGCUCUACGCCAAGGCCGCCGCGCAUCUAGCGGCCAAGUACGACACUAUGAACCGGCCAUCGGCCAAGCCUGUGGUGGUGCCUGCACCACGCCCGCGCGACGCCUUUCUUCUUGCCGAGGCCGCGGUCGAUGUCUCGUCGUCAGCCUCGCUCGCUCGCCAGUUUUCCACCCGAGCUGACGGCAAGGGGCGCCGAGUGGGAAGCAGGGUGACGUCGGGCCAAACCUCGCCAGACUCGCGCCCCGCACGCACGCCCUCUGGCCUCUCAGCCCCGCCGGACGCAGCCGAGACACCGCUCUCGCUUGGAGAUGCCUUUGACUUGCCGCUCUCGUCGCUGCUGACGGGCGUGCAGCUGGUUGUGGAGACUCGGCGCCGGCGCGGGAUGAGCCACGGCCACCCUUCGACUGGACUCGUUCUGCUCGACGCUAACGGCGUGCUCGUCAGCGCCCUCCACCGCGACGAGUCGGCACAGGAGCUGAACUAUGUCUCCAAGACCAUCAAGCAAACCUCGUCGCGACGGGUCGAGACCUUCCGGUUGGAUCUGCUCACUGUGCCACCGCAGGUGGAAACCAUCUGCUUUGCCCUCACCCGGGCUGUCGAUGAUACUUCCGACGAGCUCUUUGGCGGUCUUGUCGGGCUCAACUUGCAGCUCACCGAUGGCCUCCCGACAGGCAUGAGUGCCGCUACCGAAUGGGCAACCGGAGCCUGGGAGCUGUGGCUCACCUCUCAGGGCCGCGGCGCACAGACUAUUUUCCUCCCGGCUCUCGUCCGGACUGCGCCGGCAUCAGUCGACACUGGCGCUGGCGCCGGUACGGUGCCAGAAACGGCAAUGGCGUCGUCGUCGCAGCGGGCAACGUCGGUUAAGAGUUCUGGCUGGCAAUGCGCGUUGCGGUUGGACUUUUCCAAGGCCACGCACCUUGCACAUCUGGUGUACGAUCUCCGGACGGUCGGGUGGGAGCCGUCGUCGCUCGCGCCACGCAACGUCUCGACGGUGGAGUUCAAGUGAAGGCCAGAGAGCUGUCUCUUUGUCGUUUGCUCGCAUUCAAUGGAGCGGCUCAGUUAGUGUGAAGUUGCCGAGCGAGCAGUCGCUGCUGGCCGAGGGGCCCGCGGCCGCGCCAAAGACCUCGCCAGAGAGGUCGUAGCCUGUGUCGCGGAUCUGCGAGAUGUGCUCAAAGGCACGGCCCGAGGCCCAAAGCUUGGCGACUGACGAGAUGGAGUGGCCUUCGGGCUCGAGCUUGAUGGCGGCAGCCAUGGCCUGGUUUUGGGAG
Messenger RNA from Thecamonas trahens ATCC 50062, 1756 nucleotides. RefSeq lists its product as uncharacterized. Bases 79 to 1494 code for a protein of 471 amino acids. The transcript has a single exon. The record is from RefSeq and is a predicted model, not a curated record. Lineage: Eukaryota; Apusomonadida; Apusomonadidae.